AUGGGCAAGAAAAAACAACGUCCUUCUUCUUCCCGUCUCAACCCACCGCCACCAUCCACCACUACUGCUUCCGCCUCUGAAACGCCACAUCCACAGCCACAGCGACCGCCACCGGCUGAAUCAUCACUAUACCCUGUGAUCUUUCGUGAAGGCUCAAAGGUUCAGGAGGAAAUGAAACGUGGGAACUACGAGAAGGCCUUACAGAUAGUGAGGAAAUCAAUUUCUAGUCACAAACGCUCGCCUUACCUUAUGUACCUUGAAGCUGUUGUUCUCCAGCUUCUUGCGAAAACAAAAGCCAGAGAUUCCAAGGAAAUGGUGAGAUACUUAAAAGACGCAAGCGACUCCGUUGGGUUCGCUGUGCAUUCAUUGCCCCCUUUGCUGAAUGAUAAAGAUUGGGGUGAAGCGACUCAAGAAUGCAAGAGCCUGUUAAACCUAAAGAUUGAGAAUGUAACUGACCCGGGUGUGGAUAUGUUUCUUGAAGAGAAUGAAAAGGCGAAUUCUAGUAAAGAUUCAAGAAUUGAGUAUGAGAAGCAAGUGAUUACGCAGUAUUUACAGCUUUGUGAGGAAGAGCAGAAGAGAGUUGAAAAGGUUGUUAAGGAGAGAGUAGAAAAGACAAGUGGUACAUUACAGGAGAUCAAGAAGGAGUUUGAAACAGAAAUCAAGAACUGGCGUGCGAUGAAACAGGUGAAGACUCAUUAUGGUAUGGAGAAGUACUAUGAGGUUUAUGAUGUAAAGAGAGUGGAAUAUAAGUCCUUCUGGAAUACAUUAAGUGCUGAGAAGAAAAGGGAUUUCUUUAAAGUGAGUCUUGAGGAGCUUCAAAGACAUUGGACAUCAAUAAAUGUUCAUUUGGCAGGCAAGGAAGCCAUUGAUUUUGCUAAAGAACACAAAACUUGGAUGUGUUGGGAGUGUUGUGAUUGCCGCCUGAAGUUUGGAGAUUUGGGGUUGUAUAGAAAACAUUCCAGAGAGUUUCAUUGGAGGAAUCUUGAUGGGGUGGAAUUGGAGUUUCAAAUUCCUGGUAAAGUGAUUGCGUUUAUUGAGAAUGGUGAGUGGAAGCCUUUAGAUGCUGAAUACUGGGUAGAUAAAAUUCUAAGUAAGAUAGAAUCCGAGUCUUUUAGUUCCUCCAAUUGUGAUUUGUUUGAUGAGCAAACCUUAAAUGAGAGUCUGCAAGAUUUGAUUGGCUGUGAAACUAAUGAGAAUGAAUUAGCUGAGCGUGUAAUGAUUCUCAAGGGUAUCCGUGGGAUGCUUCGCUUGUUUCUCCUACAUAAUUGUCUUGCAAAGACAUAUCUUGAUUGGGCAAUACAAUUUACAGUUGAAGAGUUUGAGGAUCUAAUUCCAUUUUCACAACGUCUUGGGGUGGAAGCCAUUCAGAUCAUAUGCCUUUUGAGAGCAACAGAGCUAAGACAGGUUCAACGAUUCUUUCAGAAACUCACUGAUAUUAUUGGCAAACUUAUAAAUCCUAAAUUGGUUAGUCUUAUAGAUGAUAAUCUUAGUUGUGUUCAAGUGUUUGAUAUCAAUGAGAAAGUUGAAAUUGGUGAAGUAUUAACAAGUCGCCUUUUGGAUGAGAGAUUCCUAAGGGGAGAUGAGAUUUGUCUAAGUAAUGAUUCUGGAAAUGUUAAAGAUGAGAUUCUUCUGCACAGUGAUGAAUUACUAUCAUGGCUAUGUGAAGGCGCAACCAUCCCAAUAGCUCUAAAGGCAUGCCUCAGUUUGAAAGAUUCUCAAAAACAGAAAUCAAAAGAGAUUUUUCAGAUAUUUCGAAAAGAAUAUUCACAAGAUGAACAAUUAUAUGAUUCUAAGUUAUGCAGUGCAACUAGAAUCACAUUGAAAGCAAUUGAGGCAGUUGAGAGUAUCCGUCCUAAAGAGAUUGAGGAGGGGGAUAAAAGUAUAGCAGAGUCUUAUUUUAGACUCUUGAAGAAGAGAGAAAAGGAACUUGACGGGAUGUUUGAUAUCCCUUGUAUGAUUGAGAGAUCUUUGAUUUCCAAUGUUUUAGAGGAUAUUCUAAAUCGAGCGAAACAUCUAGCAAGCUUAUCUAGUCAAAGAACUGAAUCUGAAAGUUUGAGUGAAGCAGAUGAGUUGAAAAUGCUUGAAGACUUGGAAUUUGGUGAAGAUUUGGUAAGAAUAACAUUACAGAGGAACAGAAUAAAGUCACUAGAAGAUCUGGCCUUUGUCAAGGCAAGAUUGUCAUCAGAUGUUUGUGCCAUAAUGCAGCACGAAUUGAAACUUGAGAAGGUGUCCUUGUAUGACUACAGGUCAAUCAUUUUGCCAUUGUUGAAGUCAUUUUUGCAGGCAAAUCUGGAACAUCUGAAGUAUGAGUAUACAGCAGCAGCUCUUGCAUCAGAGAUUGAUGACAGCAAUAUAAGCAGAAAAGGUUGUGACAAUGCUCCAGAAAAUCAAGAUAAAAAGAAGAAGAAAAAGAAAAAGAAGAAUAUUUCUGACAAGGAUAAGAAAUCCAAGGCAACUGACUCCAAUGAACCCGUUCAGCUCCAUCAGAAAGAUGUUGAACAAGCAGACAAGCCAGAUUCUGAGCUUGGGGUUACUGCAAGGGUUGAAGACUUGCAAGAAUCGAUGUUGAACGAAUCGAAACUGCUCGAUAAACGUUUGGAGGAACUAAGGAAAAUUGAGAAUGAGUUUGCUGAGAAAAGAAGGUCACAAGCUGAAGCUGAAAAUGUUGAAGGUCUAAAUCUUGAUUCUUCUGAUAAAGUAACAAAGACUGCUGAUGAGUUGGAGACGGCGAAGGCCGUAAAGAAUGAAUGUGGGCAAGAGGAGGUUCCAGAGAAGAAUGAAGGUGAACAAGAGGAGGUUUCAGAGAAGAAUGAAGGUGAGCAAGAGGAGGCUUCAGAGAAGAAUGGAGGUGAGCGAGAGAAGGCUUCAGAGAAGAAUGGAGGUGAGCGAGAGGAGGCUUCAGAAAAGAAUGGAAGUGAGCAAGAGGAGGCUCCAGAGAGGAAUAAAGGUAAGCAAAAGGAGGCUCCAGACAGGAGUGAAGUUGAGCAAGAGGAGGUUUCAGAGAGGAAUGAAGCUGAGCAAGAGGAGGUUUCAGAGAGAGAUGAAGGUGAACAAGGGGAGGUUUCAGAGAGAGAUGAAGGUGAGCAAGAGGAGGUUUCAGAGAAGAAUGAAAGUGAGCAAGAGGAGGCUUCAGAAAAGAAUGAAGGUGAGCAAGAGGAGGCUCCAGAUAGGAAUGAAGGUGAGCAAGAGGUGGCUCCAGAGAAGAGUGAAUGUGAGCAAGAGGAGGCUCCAGAGAGGAAUGAAGGUGAGCAAGAGGAGGCUCCAGAGAAGUGUGAAGGUGAGCAAGAGGGGGCUCCAGAGAAGGGUGAAGGUGAGCAAGAGGGGGCUCCAGAGAGGAGUGAAGUUGAGCAAGAGGAGGUUUCAGAGAGGACUGAAGGUGAGCAAGAGGAGGUUUCAGAGAAGAAUGAAGGUGAGCAAGAGGAGGUUUCAGAGAGAGAUGAAGGUGAACAAGAGGAGGUUUCAGAGAGAGAUGAAGGUGAACAAGAGGUGGUUUCAGAGAAGAAUGUAGCUGAGCAAGAGAAGGUUUCAGAGAAGAAUGAAGGUGAACAAGAGGAGGUUAUAGAGAUCAAGAUGGAGGAUUUGGAUUAG
Molecule: messenger RNA, 3588 nt
Organism: Mangifera indica (mango)
Lineage: Eukaryota; Viridiplantae; Streptophyta; Magnoliopsida; Sapindales; Anacardiaceae
Product: neurofilament medium polypeptide-like
Exons: 7
Coding region: 1-3588 (1195 amino acids)
Molecular function (GO): protein binding
Source: RefSeq, a predicted model, not a curated record